CUAUGCACAUGUGAGAGCGCGAUGAAGCGAAAGCAGUGGUGAUCAAAACUUUCAAGAUAUCGGAUUUAUCAUCAGUUUAAAAGCAAAUCAGACAUGAAGAAGAAACAGACAGUCGCAGAGGACCCAGCAGAGAUGGCUGCCUCAGACUCAUCUCAUGAGGAGGAGGAAGGUGAGGCUCCCAUGAAAACCAAGAGGAGCAAACCUGACGAAGCUGGAGAGGGAGAGGUGGUCUGUCGCCCCGUGAAGCUGUCUCGGAAUGAUCUGUACAGACCUCCCACUGUAGAGGAGCUAAACCAGCUGAAAGAGGCCGAAAGUCUGUUUCACUGCAGCCUGCUCAAAAUGCAGAUGGAAGAGUUGCUGAAAGAGGUCGCCCUGAGUGAGCAUAGGAAACAGCAAAUAGAUUCCUUCAUUCAGACCGUCACCAAGCUGCUCCAGGCUGUGCCAGAUUCACCAGAAGUGGAGGUAAGCGACCUGUCAUGGCUGUCUAGUGCAGUUAAGAUCCCUUUCCUCCUGGUGCCCAAAACGACAAAAGGCAAGUUCCACAUGGCACCUCCUGCUUCUGUUGAUCUGAUUGGCAGCUACCCCCUGGGCACCUGCACUAAACCACGCAUCAUGGUAGACCUGGCUGUCACGAUCCCAGCUGAUGUCCUCCACCCAAAGGAUGUUGUGAACCAGAGGUAUCCGAGAAAAAGAGCUCUCUACCUGGCAGGCUUGGCCCAGUAUCUUACAUCCUCCUCUGAUAUUGGAACCAUGCGCUAUUCCUGUCUCCAUGGGAAUCGACUCCGUCCCCUUCUACUGCUGACCCCUCCAGACACUUCCAGCUUCACCGUGCGUGUUCAUGUGUGUCCACCUCCUGGGUUCUUCAAGCCCAGCCGUUUCCACCCCCAGAGGAAUAAUAUCCGGACAGAGUGGUACACUGGAUUGCAGACCUCACAGUCUGAGAGCAGCGAACCUCCCACUCCACAUUAUAAUAGCUCUGUUCUGGGGGAUUUACUGCCCAGGGCUCACCUCCAGUUUCUCUCUGCUGUCAGCUCCCAGUGCUCGGCUUUUGCUGAUGGGGCUGCUUUGCUCAAAGUCUGGCUUCGUCAAAGAGAGCUCGACCAGGGCACUGGUUGUUUUAAUGGUUUCCUGGCUUCAAUGCUGUUGGCCUAUUUGCUGACCACUCACAGAAUCAGUAACACCAUGACAGCCUAUCAGCUGCUUCGAAACAGCUUGAACUUCCUGGCAUCUACAGACCUAACAAUGAAUGGGAUCAGCCUAGCCAAAGAUCCAGACUCUACAGCUCCAUCUGUUGCAGAGUUCCACAAUGCUUUCCAGGUGGUGUUUGUUGACCCCUCAGGACAUCUCAACAUGUGUGCUGACAUGACAGCUUGCACCUACAAACAGCUCCAGCAUGAGGCGUCUGUGUCGAUGCAGUUCUGGGACAACCCUACAGUGGAUGGGUUCCACAGCCUCCUCAUGACCCCCAAACCCAUGAUAAGGACAAGUGACCACGUAUUCCAAUUAUGUGAGCUGGGAAAGCUUCAGUCCAGCUGUAAGAAACUGAAUCUCCUCAGUGAGCUGAUGGACCACAGUGGGAAUUAUGUCCACACUGCACUGCCUUUUCUUCUGUCACUGCUUCAGCGAGGACUGGGCCAAAGGAUUCACCUCCUCACCCACUCCCUCUCUCCAGACCCUGAGUGGUCCGUGGACAGUGAAGCCCCAAAGCACAAAGCUCAAAGUCCUCUCUCCUUCGGUUUGCUCUUAAAGCCGGAGCUAGCAGCCUCUGUCCUGGAAAGAGGCCCACCUGCAGACAGCCCCAAGGCAGCUGAGUUUCGUCAGCUGUGGGGUUCUCGCUCCGAGCUGCGCCGCUUCCAGGACGGUGCCAUCACUGAAGCUGUCCUGUGGGAUGGAGAGAGCAUGUGCCAAAAACGUCUGGUCCCCAAACAGAUCAUCACACACCUGCUACAGCUACAUGCAGAUAUCCCCGAAUCCUGUAUGCGGUACGUGGGGGCGAUGGUGGAUGACGUCAUCAAGACGGGAAGUGAGAUGUCUAGUACUGGAGAGGAGGAGAGUUUACUGGUGGUUCAGUCUUAUGAUGACCUGAGUAGAAAACUGUGGAGGCUGGAAGGUCUGCCUCUCACCAUCACAGCAGUACAAGGAGCCCACCCUGCACUCAGAUACACACAGGUCUUUCCCCCUGUGCCACUGAAGCUGGACUAUUCCUUUUGUGAGAGAGAAAAAACGUCCAGAUCAUUGGUGCCAAAGGACGGAAAACCAUGCCCUGCUUAUAUCACCCCCAUCACAGUGAUCUGUCACAUGGAGGGGAGUGGAAAGUGGCCUCACGACCGCCUCGCCAUACGCCACAUCCGAACUGCCUUCCACAUCCGUGUGGGAGAGUUGCUCAAGAAGCACCAUAAUUAUACGUGCAGGCCCUGCCCCACACACCUAGAUGUCUGGAAGGAUGGCUUGGUGUUCCGCAUCCAGGUGGCAUAUCAUCGGGAGCCUCAGGUGCUGAGGGAGAGUGUGAAUGCAGAGGGCCUGCUGGUUGUAAGGGACAAUGAGGAGGCUCAAGCUCUGGAGAUGGCCACCAUUCACAAGCCUCUACUCACCAGCACAUUACAUGGGCUUCAGCAGGAGCACCCAUGUUUUGGGGCAGUGUGUCGCCUGGUCAAACGCUGGCUGGGGGCUCAGCUCUUCAGUGACGACAUUUCAGAGGAUACAGCAGACCUGCUGGUGGCGUCGGUUUUCCUGCAGCCUGCACCCUUCACUCCUCCUGGAUCUCCUCAGGUGGGCUUCCUUCGCUUCCUUCAUCUGCUCUCCUCCUUUGACUGGAGGAACAACCCACUGGUAGUCAACCUCAACAACCAGCUCACAGCUGCCGACUACACAGAAAUCAAGAAUGACUUCAUGGCCUCCAGGGAGUCUCUGCCUGUCAUGUUUAUAGCUACGCCUAAAGACAAAAAAGCAUCUAUGUGGACCAAGCGAGCACCUAGUGUACAGAUGCUGCAGCGUGUGGUGAUGGUGGCUGCAGAGAGUCUUAAAGUACUGGAACAUCAGCUGAUGGACGCGGGCCAGAUACAAGAUGUCAGGGUGGUCAUGCGCCCUCCUCUGGAUGCCUACGAUGUGUUGAUCCACCUGAACCCCAAGCAGGUUCCCCUUCUCGGCCAAGCAGUAGACCCUCCCGCCGUCAACUUCAGCAGGGGCGUCAUGACUGGUGGUGUGGCCAAGUCUGGAGGGGCCCUGCCUGUCAUCGACUACAACCCGGUGUCCUUCUACCUGACGGAGCUCAGAGAUGCGUUUGGAGACUUUGCCCUCUUCUUCUGUGAUCCCUAUGGUGGAACAGUGAUUGCAGUUUUAUGGAAACCAAAGGCCUUCAUCUCAAUGCCUUUUAAGACGUCACAGGUGUCUGCUCGGAGCGUGGAGGUGACUGGGGAGGACGUAAAUACUGUUCCCAAUGUUGAAGCGAUACUGGAGGACUUCCGGGUCAUGGGAGAGGGCUUAGUCAAAUCAGUGGAAGCCAGGACGGAAAAAUGGUCAUUUUAGACUACUCAGAUGUGUAUACACACAAAAACACACACACACAUACACACACAUCACUUUGACCAGAUACAUUAAUUUUAGUAUUUGAUAUUUUCACCAGUGAAUGUUUAUUGAUACAUUUAUUUUGUUUCUGCCCGACUUAUUAAAAACGGAAAAAGGUAAACAUGAAUGAAUUUUGGACAUCUUGUUAACAAAUAAUAUGUGUUAAUACUGUUGAUGUUGAAGACCAGCCACGUUUGUUUCGGUGAAGCUGUAUCAUGUCCAAUAAAUGCAUAUCUAAUCUUUUGAUUUGA
Messenger RNA from Seriola dumerili (greater amberjack), 3815 nucleotides. RefSeq names its product nucleolar protein 6 (gene nol6). Gene Ontology annotation, biological process: rRNA processing; tRNA export from nucleus. Bases 94 to 3525 code for a protein of 1143 amino acids. NCBI's taxonomy places the organism in Eukaryota, Metazoa, Chordata, Actinopteri, Carangiformes, Carangidae. The record is from RefSeq and is a predicted model, not a curated record. The transcript is spliced from 26 exons. Gene Ontology annotation, cellular component: small-subunit processome; CURI complex; UTP-C complex.